AUGUGUCCACAAAUUGAAAGGCUGCUUCGGUUUGAGGAAUCUGAUGUGGAGGACAUGCUUCGGUUUGAAAAUGUCUUUUUGCCAACUAUAUUCCCAUCAUUAGUUCUAGCUGACUUGAAAGCAGCUAGGGCUACUUGGUUGCAGUUCGAUGAGCCAAAGCUUGUGCUGGAUUUGGACUUUCAUCAACUGAAAGCAUUUACGGAUGCUUAUUUACAGAUGGAAGAGUCCUUAUCUGGUUUGAAGGUUAUUGUUGAGACCUACUUUGCUGAUGUGCCGGCCGGAGCAUAUAAGACUAUCACGUCAUUGAAGGGCAUCUCAGCUAUUGGGUUUGAUCUGGUUCGUGGAGAGAAGACCCUUGAAUUGAUCAAGAGUUUGGGUUUUCCUUCCAGCAAGUAUCUGUUUGCUGGAGUUGUUGACGGUCGUAACAUUUGGGCUAAUGAUCUCACAACAUCUCUUAAGACGUUGAAAGCUCUUGAGAGCAAGGUCGGCAAAGAAAAGCUUGUAGUUUCCACUUCCUGUUCCCUUCUGCACACAUGUUAAGAUCACAAUGAUCAGGCGGUUUUAACCAUUGGAUCAAACGCC
Messenger RNA from Magnolia sinica, 582 nucleotides. RefSeq names its product 5-methyltetrahydropteroyltriglutamate--homocysteine methyltransferase 2-like. Bases 1 to 540 code for a protein of 179 amino acids. The transcript is spliced from 4 exons. Gene Ontology annotation, molecular function: 5-methyltetrahydropteroyltriglutamate-homocysteine S-methyltransferase activity; zinc ion binding. The record is from RefSeq and is a predicted model, not a curated record. NCBI's taxonomy places the organism in Eukaryota, Viridiplantae, Streptophyta, Magnoliopsida, Magnoliales, Magnoliaceae. Gene Ontology annotation, biological process: amino acid biosynthetic process.